GACCAGCGCUAGCUGUCCAAGCUCCAGCUCUCCUUCCACAGGCAGUACACGGCACUGAGGAAAGCGAUGAGGUGCCGGGGCGCACCAUCGAAGUGAACCGCUGCAGGCGGAGAAACCCCAAUAAGCUUAUAAAAAUCAAGACGAACAUAGAUGUUUGUCCUGAGUGUGGAAACUUGAAACAGAAACACGUCCUUUGUGGCUAUUGUUAUGCAAAGGUCAAAGCAGAAACUCGACUGAUCCGGAAGGAAAUAUAUAAACAGGAAGGAGGGCCAUUUAAAGCUCCAACUGUGGAGACUGUCGUCCUGUAUGAUGGAGAAAAGCCCACAGAAAAGGAUGCAGGCAAGAGGAUCAUUGAAAGAGCCAGGAAGCGCCCAUCUUGGUUCGCUCAAAAUUGA
Molecule: messenger RNA, 395 nt
Organism: Nestor notabilis (Kea)
Lineage: Eukaryota; Metazoa; Chordata; Aves; Psittaciformes; Psittacidae
Gene: MRPL32
Product: mitochondrial ribosomal protein L32
Exons: 3
Biological process (GO): translation
Cellular component (GO): mitochondrial large ribosomal subunit
Molecular function (GO): structural constituent of ribosome
Source: RefSeq, a predicted model, not a curated record